Microdochium trichocladiopsis is the source of this 1688-nucleotide messenger RNA. RefSeq lists its product as uncharacterized. Gene Ontology annotation, cellular component: cytoplasm. NCBI's taxonomy places the organism in Eukaryota, Fungi, Ascomycota, Sordariomycetes, Xylariales, Microdochiaceae. Gene Ontology annotation, molecular function: 3-deoxy-7-phosphoheptulonate synthase activity. The record is from RefSeq and is a predicted model, not a curated record. The transcript has a single exon. Gene Ontology annotation, biological process: aromatic amino acid biosynthetic process. Bases 249 to 1388 code for a protein of 379 amino acids.
UGUUGCUCCAGCCGGGAUCGGCCUCCUGUGAGUCUGCCCCAGCACAACACCGGGUCUCGCCAGGCACACACACGUUUGAACUGCUUCUCACUCCCAUCCAGCCACGCCUUGUAUUUAUGCCACACGCGCUCCGGAUCCUGCUUGUCAGCUUCGUUUCCUCUGCGCACAAAGAGUCGUGCCCUCAUUUUUCACCCGCCGCCUAAAAGACUGCAGUGACUCACAACCGACAUAUCCUCACUACCCGCACCAUGCCAGGAGUCGAUUUGGCGCCCCUCCGGGCUGACGAUACCCGUGUCCUUGGCCAGGACCCCUUGAUCCCUCCUGCGCUGCUCAUGUCGGAGAUCCCCAUCUCGUCUGCAUCUCUGGAAACCGUCGUCAAGGGCCGCCGCGAUGCGGCCGACAUCAUCAUGGGGCGCAGUGACCGCCUGCUUGUCAUCGUCGGUCCCUGCUCGAUCCACGAUCCUGCCAUGGCCACAGACUACAUGAACCGUCUCAAGGCGGUGGCGGACCGCCUCUCCGAAGACCUCUGCAUCGUCAUGCGCGCUUAUCUCGAGAAGCCUCGCACGACUGUUGGCUGGAAGGGCCUCAUCAACGACCCGGACAUUGACAACAGCUUCCAGAUCAACAAGGGUCUGCGUCUCUCACGCCAGAUGUUUGCGGAUCUCACCAACGCUGGCAUGCCCAUUGCGAGCGAGAUGCUCGACACCAUCUCCCCACAGUUCCUGGCCGACUUCAUCUCUGUCGGUGCCAUUGGCGCCCGCACCACCGAGUCUCAGCUGCACCGCGAGCUAGCCUCCGGCCUUUCGUUCCCCAUCGGCUUCAAGAACGGUACCGACGGCAGCCUCGGCGUUGCCAUUGACGCCAUUGGCGCCGCUGCCGCCCGCCACCACUUCAUGGGUGUCACCAAGCAGGGCCUUGCCGCCAUCACCCGCACCGCUGGCAACGAGCACGGCUUUGUCAUCCUCCGUGGCGGCACGCGUGGCACAAACUAUGACCGCGAGAGCGUCAAGGGCGCCAAGGAGGUCCUUGCCAAGAAGGGCCAAAAGAUGGCCAUCAUGAUUGACUGUUCACACGGCAACUCCAACAAGGACCACAAGAACCAGCCAAAGGUGGCUGCCGACAUUGGCGCCCAGCUCCGCGAUGGCGAGUCUGCCAUCAUCGGUGUCAUGAUUGAGUCCAACAUCAACGAGGGCAACCAGAAGGUCCCAGCCGAGGGCCGCUCUGCUCUUAAGCCCGGCGUCAGCAUCACCGACGCAUGCAUCGAUUGGGAGACCACCGUCACUGUCUUGGACGACCUUGCUGAUGCCGUGCGUGCGCGCAGACAGAAGAAUGGUGCUGUCGACAGCAAUGUUGCCGACCACAAGGCCACGCUCCUGGAGGAGGACUAGGUGUCUCGCCAAGCAAAGGCAUUGUAGAUGGCACUCCAAACGGAGUAGACCUGCCCACUCUGCCCCUGUCCAUUUUUUUCAGACCCCAAAAGUUUGUGUUUCAGGAUCAAUCUUCUGUCAUCUUGAGCGGCAAAAACGAUAACGAGGCGUUCUAGGGUGGGAUAUCUUUGGUUUCAUGUGGAUUGGUAGGGGACAUCACCAUCACGAUCGAUGAGAACAGCUCCUGAUUGCUUGCAACCAGAUAGGUGGAGAUGUAAAGAUAGUAUAAGCAAUACAAUUGAUGAUUUCAUCUCCCAGAAA